Messenger RNA from Habropoda laboriosa, 1632 nucleotides. RefSeq names its product T-complex protein 11-like protein 1. The coding region runs from base 43 to 1602 and encodes 519 amino acids. The record is from RefSeq and is a predicted model, not a curated record. The transcript has 7 exons. Gene Ontology annotation, biological process: signal transduction. Lineage: Eukaryota; Metazoa; Arthropoda; Insecta; Hymenoptera; Apidae.
AGUCUUUGCUGUCUCUUCAUUAGUCGCAAACUUCCAGGAUCAAUGGCAUUAUUAAAUUUUAUUCCUGGUAUUUUAUUUUGGAAUCAAAAAGUGGAAAAUGAUGAAGAACAGAAAUGUAAUGUUAAUGAAGCUAGUACAUCUGUACCUGUAAAUUGUGAAUCUGACUCUCACUCUGAGACAGAAGAAGAAAAUAAAAUACCAAAUUUCAUGGUAGGUGGAUUAAUAGGAGCAUCACCUCCAAAAUUUGUUUCUCUUGAAGAAAUUAUAAAGGCUGCAAAUGGCAUGAAAAAUAUGGCAUUAGCACAUGAAAUUGCAGUGGACAAGAAUUUUCAGUUACAAAAGCUUGAUCCUGAUGAUGGCACAUUUCACAGAAGAGUAAAAGAAAUUAUGCAUAAAGCUUUUUGGAAUUUGUUAGCAGAGCAAUUAGCAGAAGAACCUCCUAAUUAUACACAAGCAUUGGUUUUAUUGAAAGAAAUUAAAGAAACAUUAGAUGAACUAGUAUUGCCACAUCACGCAAAGAUUCGUGAAAAUUUAAGGGAAGCACUUGAUGUAGAUCUAAUUAAACAACAAGCAGAAAAGGGUGUUUUGGACUUCCAUCAUUAUGCACAAUAUGUGAUUUCAAUUAUGAGCAAAAUUUGUGCACCAGUAAGAGAUGAAAAGAUUAGAGAGCUUAGUCAAAAGACAGACGUUAUUGAAAUAUUCAAAGGCAUAAUGGAAGUGCUGCAACUAAUGCGGCUUGACUUAGCAAAUUUUACUAUCACUAUGAUGAGACCAAAUAUAGUUGCUUCAAGUAUUGAAUACGAAAAGGCCAAAUUUGCUGAGUUCUUAAAAGUCAAUACAAAUGGUUUACAAUUUACAGAGAAAUGGUUAUUAAGGCAUUUCGAUCCAACAAAAGUUACAAGUAAUUCGUCUGACGUUAAUUCUGUGUGCCAGCUUACACAUUAUCUUUUAACAGAAGCAUAUCUUGAUCUUCUGGAAUGGGAUUUUAGUCCAGAUGCAGAAACUUUGAUGCUUGAUCAAGGUAGAUUAUUAGAAAUGCGUGAUAAGACCAACAGAUUAAGCAUUAUGGGAUCUGUAAUAUUGUUAGUAAACAAUACAGUUGGUGCACCAAUUCAUGGAGUAUCAAGUUUUAAGAAAAAUAUUAAGGAACACCUUAAUGUAUUGUUAAAUUCUGUACAUUCAAAUAAGGAAUUGGAAACUGUAAUGCCAAAUAUUGUAUUGCAAGUCAAAGCAGAUUUAAAAACAACAUUGCAAGAAAUAGGUGCUACUCUUCUCUCUUCAGAGAUGGAAACACUAUUAGAAGGACAAAUAUUGGAUCUCAUUAAUCCAGAACACAAAAUCAAACAUCUGAUAAAUUUGAGAAUUCGGCAGUUUUUACAAAAAAUAAUAUCAACUCAAUCUGCGGCACCGCAGCAAGUACCACCUGGACUUUCAUCACUUCAGGAAGAGUUAACAGCCAUAGCAGCCCAAUUUUUAAUACUUAUUUCUCAUAAUCGAAGUGUAUUCGGAGAAUAUUACCAAGAAAUCAUUACCAAUGCACUUAUUAAAAAAGAAACUGAGAGUACUAAAGAUACGAGUGAAGUUCUUACCAUGGAGUUGUAAAAAAAAUUAAAGAUUUAAACCAAUCUUUGU